This is a messenger RNA of Didymodactylos carnosus, 450 nucleotides long. The record is from the annotation of a GenBank genome assembly. Lineage: Eukaryota; Metazoa; Rotifera; Eurotatoria; Philodinida; Philodinidae.
AUGAAUGCAAAUUUUACUUGGUCAACAACUGAAAGAGGUGAAAAAGCAAUUCUUUAUAACAACUAUGUGUAUGGGUUAAGACGUGAAAAUCAGAAUGGUUCAUUAGUUUAUAUAUGUACUUUCAAAUCUUGUUCUCGUACUAUUACUCUAAAAGAUAAUGAAAUUAUAAAAUCAAAUGGUACAACAGAUAACCAUGAUCCUAAAUUACCAGAAAACGUUCAAGCUGUAUUAUCUGGAUUAAAACGUAGAGUAUUAACUGAUAUUAACGAACCAAUUGGAAAGAUUUAUGAAGAAGAAGUGAAGAAAUUUCGUCGUGACAAUGGUUCAGCUGGUUUGAUUCCAAUUUACUCAACAUGGAAAACAACUUUAUAUAAUAUUCGAAAAACUCUAUUACCGCCAACACCAACAUUAUUAUCAUCAAUUACAGUUCCUAGUGAUAUGUAUUUAUAA